Messenger RNA from Castor canadensis (American beaver), 714 nucleotides. It is a transcript of the gene Nudt14, whose product is annotated as nudix hydrolase 14. Gene Ontology annotation, biological process: ribose phosphate metabolic process; nucleoside phosphate metabolic process. Lineage: Eukaryota; Metazoa; Chordata; Mammalia; Rodentia; Castoridae. The record is from RefSeq and is a predicted model, not a curated record. Gene Ontology annotation, molecular function: UDP-sugar diphosphatase activity; metal ion binding.
AUGGACCGCAUCGAGGGGGUGGCGGUGGGCCGCUGCGCCAGCUCACCCUAUUUGCGGCCCCUCACGCUGCACUACCGCCAGAAUGGUACCCAGAAGUCCUGGGACUUCAUGAAGACAUAUGACAGCGUGAGCAUUCUCAUGUUCAACUCUUCUCGAAGGAGCCUGGUGUUUGUGAAGCAGUUCCGGCCAGCUGUGUAUGCAGGCGAAAUGGAGUGCCACUUCCCAGGGUCCCUGGCAGCCGUGGAUCAGGACCAGCCCCGGGAGCUGCAGCCAGCACUGCCUGGUUCAGUGGGGGUGACAGUGGAGCUGUGCGCUGGCCUUGUGGAUCAGCCUGGGCUCUCGCUGGAGGAAGUGGCCUGCAAGGAGGCUUGGGAGGAGUGUGGCUACCGCCUGGUCCCCUCUGACCUGCGCCAGGUUGCCACAUACAGGUCUGGAGUGGGACUGACCGGCUCCAGCCAGACUAUGUUUUACGCCGAGGUGACGGAUGCCCAGCGCAGUGGGACAGGUGGGGGCCUGGCGGAGGAGGGUGAGCUAAUUGAAGUCGUGCACUUGCCCCUAGAUGGUGCCCAGGCCUUCGCAGAUAACUCAGAUGUCCCCAAGACCCUCGGGGUUAUCUUUGCUAUCUCUUGGUUCUUCAGCCAGGUGGCCCCCUGCCUGGAUCUCCAUUGAGACACCAGGGUCUGGACAAAGCCCUGUCUUGUCCACUUCCCUCUA